Molecule: messenger RNA, 810 nt
Organism: Cercopithifilaria johnstoni
Lineage: Eukaryota; Metazoa; Nematoda; Chromadorea; Rhabditida; Onchocercidae
Source: the annotation of a GenBank genome assembly
AUGGCGACUUUAGUGAGAACUCAUCAAGCAGCUUUGAAGAAGGUGUGCGGUAAUCAGCCAAUUGGAUGUUUGCAAAUAUCAAUCCCCUCAAAGGGUAAAAAAGGCACUAUUCCAGUAGUAGUGUCAUCCAUCCGAAAUUUGGAUGCUCCAUCCUCAGGUCACAUGCUGCCUACUAUAUCUGUUAAACGAAUUAUUGCAACAUCACGUCGUUUAAUUCACACCGAUAUAACGUUUCCGAAAUACCAUGACGAUGAACGAUCGAAGACAACUACUGACUCAACAAAAUCAGCUAGAGAUACCGAGGAUUACCGCCGCGCAACAGCUCAAGGACUGUUGUUUGGAGUAAAUGGAGCAGUUUACUUCUAUAUGGCUACGAAGGUUGUACAGUCAUUUGUCACUUAUAAAAGUAUGCCAGCUGAUCAGUUAGCUAUGGCAAAUACAGAAAUUGAUCUAAACGAAAUUCCUGAAGGGCAGUGCAAAACGUAUACUUGGCGCGGCAAACCGUUGUUUGUGGCUCAUCGUACUCAAGAUGAUAUCGAAAAAGCAAAGAGUGUGAAUUUAAGCGAUUUGCGGGAUCCACAGACUGAUAAUGAACGAGUAAAGAAAGAUGAAUGGCUUGUAACUAUUGGUGUUUGCCCUCAUCUUGGAUGUGUUCCGCUAGCAGGAAAAGGUGAUUUUGGUGGUUAUUACUGCCCAUGUCAUGGUUCGACAUUUGACACCUCUGGUCGUAUACGCUUGGGACCUGCACCAACUAAUCUUGAAGUGCCACCUUAUCAAAUCAUUGAUAAUAAAUUGAUUGUGGGCGAUUGA